This is a messenger RNA of Helobdella robusta, 675 nucleotides long. RefSeq lists its product as hypothetical. Lineage: Eukaryota; Metazoa; Annelida; Clitellata; Rhynchobdellida; Glossiphoniidae. Gene Ontology annotation, biological process: protein ubiquitination; Notch signaling pathway. The transcript has a single exon. Bases 1 to 675 code for a protein of 224 amino acids. Gene Ontology annotation, cellular component: nucleoplasm. The record is from RefSeq and is a predicted model, not a curated record. Gene Ontology annotation, molecular function: ubiquitin protein ligase activity.
AUGCAAGCUAAAAUAAAAGGCGAAAAGUUCUUGAAAAUGGCUGUCGUGAGUCCGAUGGUUAGAAAUUACAACAUGACAGAUUUCCUCAGACAUGGUUUUGUCUUGCCAGUUAAAGACUGGAAUGUCGGAAAAGACGAAGAAUGUCCCAUUUGCUUGCGUGUCCUAUUCGGAUCGAGAAAUAUCGUGCUGUUGAAGGAAUGUCUUCACAAGUACCACAUGACCUGCAUAAAGAAGCGAUUCAAAAAGAAUGAAGAGUUUAAACUUGUAUGUCCGACCUGCAACAAGGUUUAUGCAAUUCCUGAUACCUGGAAUGGGAAUCGAGCAACACUCUAUGUUAAAUUUGUUCAAGACUGCGUGAGGAUUGAGAUCGAAUUCAACUACGGUUACGGAUAUACUUACCUGUUUAAGUUAAAAAGGGACCAAGAAAUCGUCAAAACAGUUUCGCUAUUUCUUAAAGCUUGGAAGAUGGAUCUUGUGACAGACUACAGCGUUCUGAAUUUAUUCAAGGAGAAGGACGGCGAAUUUAUCAAAAACUAUUUGAAGGGGUUGAACAUGGUCAACAAUGAUUUGGUCGAUGAGUUCGUUACUGACGUUAGCAUGUAUGGCGACGACGUUGAUGACUUUCAAGAAGGUGUCGGUAGUGUAUUCUUCAACAACGGUAAUAGUAGGAGCUAG